GCUUCUGGUGAGCCAAGAUUAAUCAGUAUUCCAGAAACCUCGGGUUUGCGCCCUCCUUCCCUGUGGUGUUUUCAUUUUUCCCCACUCCCCCUGUCCCGGGCGCAGACUCCUCCCCUUUUCUUAAGUUGCCCCGAUAGUAACUUGCAGUUUCAGAGCGCAUGCAUGCCGGGCUCGUGGCGUUCGUUACUCUUCCGUACCUGCUGCGGAAUUCACCUUGUCAUUGCCUGGGGUACCUUCCACCCGUUACAAAAUCCGAAAAGUUGUGUUCUCUAACACCAAAGAGGUCUGGCUUUCCGGGGGUGAUUCCGAGACGUUGAAGUGCAAAGAAAAGACAUUCCUACAGAAGUAAAAUAUGACUAAAACCAACGGAGAAGAGCCCAGGAUGGGGGGCAGGAUGGAGAGAUUCCAGCGAGGAGUUCGUAAGCGCACACUCUUGGCCAAGAGGAAAGUGCAGAGCAUCACAAAGGAGGAUGUUAAAAGUUACCUUUUACGGAAUGCUUUUGUACUGCUCACUGUCACUGCAGUCAUUGUGGGUACAAUCCUGGGAUUUACCCUCCGACCAUACAAAAUGAGCUACCGAGAAGUCAAGUACUUCUCUUUCCCUGGGGAACUUCUGAUGAGGAUGUUACAGAUGCUGGUGUUACCACUUAUAAUCUCCAGUCUUGUCACAGGAAUGGCGGCCCUAGAUAGUAAGGCGUCAGGGAAGAUGGGAAUGCGAGCUGUAGUCUAUUACAUGACUACGACCAUCAUUGCCGUGGUGAUUGGCAUAAUCAUUGUCAUCAUCAUCCACCCCGGGAAAGGCACAAAGGAAAAUAUGCACAGAGAAGGCAAAAUUGUACAAGUGACAGCUGCAGACGCCUUCCUGGACCUGAUCAGGAAUAUGUUCCCUCCAAAUCUGGUGGAAGCCUGCUUUAAACAGUUUAAAACCAACUAUGAGAAGAGAAGCUUUAAAGUGCCCAUCCAGUCCAAUGAAACACUCGUGAGCGCCGUGAUAAACAAUGUGUCGGAGGCCAUGGAGACUCUUACAAGGAUCACAGAGGAGCUGGUCCCAGUUCCAGGGUCUGUGAAUGGGGUCAAUGCCCUUGGACUAGUUGUCUUCUCCAUGUGCUUUGGAUUUGUGAUUGGAAACAUGAAAGAGCAGGGGCAAGCCCUGAGAGAGUUCUUUGAUUCUCUUAACGAAGCCAUCAUGAGAUUGGUAGCAGUGAUAAUGUGGUACGCCCCUCUGGGCAUCCUCUUCCUGAUUGCAGGGAAAAUUGUUGAGAUGGAAGACAUGGGAGUGAUUGGGGGGCAGCUUGCCAUGUACACGGUGACGGUCAUCGUCGGCCUGCUCAUUCACGCAGUCAUUGUCCUGCCCCUCCUCUACUUCUUGGUAACUCGGAAAAACCCUUGGGUUUUUAUUGGAGGGUUGCUGCAGGCACUCAUCACAGCUCUAGGAACCUCGUCCAGUUCUGCUACCCUACCCAUCACCUUCAAGUGCUUGGAAGAGAACAAUGGUGUGGACAAACGAGUCACCAGAUUUGUGCUCCCAGUGGGGGCAACCAUUAACAUGGAUGGGACUGCACUCUAUGAGGCUUUGGCUGCCAUUUUCAUCGCUCAAGUUAACAACUUUGAGCUGAACUUUGGACAGAUUAUUACAAUCAGCAUCACAGCCACAGCCGCCAGUAUCGGGGCAGCUGGGAUUCCUCAGGCGGGACUGGUCACCAUGGUCAUCGUGCUGACAUCCGUGGGCCUGCCCACCGACGACAUCACGCUCAUCAUCGCCGUGGACUGGUUUCUGGACCGCCUACGCACCACCACCAACGUGCUGGGAGAUUCUCUUGGAGCCGGCAUUGUGGAGCACUUGUCAAGACACGAACUGAAGAACCGAGACGUAGAAAUGGGUAACUCGGUCAUCGAAGAGAAUGAAAUGAAGAAACCCUAUCAGCUGAUUGCCCAGGAAAGCGAAAGUGAGAAACCCAUGGACAGUGAAACCAAGAUGUAGACUAACACAAAAAUGCUUUCUUGAGCAGCAGGUGUUUGCAAACCAUUGUAAAAUGUUUCCAUCUCGUUACAACUCA
Molecule: messenger RNA, 2057 nt
Organism: Panthera uncia (snow leopard)
Lineage: Eukaryota; Metazoa; Chordata; Mammalia; Carnivora; Felidae
Gene: SLC1A3
Product: solute carrier family 1 member 3
Exons: 10
Coding region: 353-1981 (542 amino acids)
Biological process (GO): L-glutamate import across plasma membrane; L-aspartate import across plasma membrane; D-aspartate import across plasma membrane
Cellular component (GO): plasma membrane
Molecular function (GO): L-glutamate transmembrane transporter activity; neutral L-amino acid transmembrane transporter activity; glutamate:sodium symporter activity
Source: RefSeq, a predicted model, not a curated record